Messenger RNA from Anguilla anguilla (European eel), 5413 nucleotides. RefSeq names its product mothers against decapentaplegic homolog 4. The record is from RefSeq and is a predicted model, not a curated record. The transcript is spliced from 12 exons. Bases 462 to 2189 code for a protein of 575 amino acids. NCBI's taxonomy places the organism in Eukaryota, Metazoa, Chordata, Actinopteri, Anguilliformes, Anguillidae. Gene Ontology annotation, cellular component: heteromeric SMAD protein complex. Gene Ontology annotation, molecular function: DNA-binding transcription factor activity, RNA polymerase II-specific; RNA polymerase II cis-regulatory region sequence-specific DNA binding; I-SMAD binding. Gene Ontology annotation, biological process: regulation of transcription by RNA polymerase II; anatomical structure morphogenesis; SMAD protein signal transduction.
UCGGGCUCGCGGUGCCUUGCCUUUUUGUUAUUGUAGCGAGCGCGCUGCUAGGAGAGGCUGCUGGAGCUGCAGGAUGUGUGAACAGAGACAGAGAGGCUGAUAGACUGAUAGCAACUGAGAUAAGAGGCACAGACAGGUACAGCCACUGGAAGAAAGAGGUGGAAAAGGGGGAAGGCAAUUUGGAAUACUACUUCACCUAUAGCUACCACUUCUGCUUGUUUCCAAGUACUUCUGUAGAUUUGUGAGUACACUUAGCUGAUGACUUUAUUUGUGCGACGGGUGGCUCUUUUUCUUUUGUGCGAACCAGCAGGCUAUUUAUUGUGUCCCUUACCACAAGAUCAGUUUGUUUCUCAAGUGAGACAGAAGAGAACCAGGGAAGCCUCACUCCACCCCCGCCCGAGACGUGUUCUGUAUCACAAUCCAGAAACACGAUUGGGAAGAGAGGCAGCCAGUGUGGAAGCAUGUCGGUGAACCCCCCCAGCAGUAACGACGCCUGCCUCAGCAUCGUGCACAGCCUGAUGUGCCACCGGCAGGGCGGGGAGAACGAGGGCUUCGCCAAGCGCGCCAUCGAGAGCCUGGUGAAGAAGCUGAAGGAGAAGAAGGACGAGCUGGACUCCCUGAUCACGGCUAUCACCACCAAUGGCGUGCACCCUAGCAAGUGUGUCACCAUCCAGAGGACCCUGGAUGGCCGGCUGCAGGUUGCAGGGCGUAAGGGCUUCCCUCAUGUGAUCUACGCCCGGCUGUGGCGGUGGCCAGACCUGCACAAGAACGAGCUGAAGCACGUCAAGUUCUGCCAGUUUGCCUUCGACCUCAAGUACGACAGCGUCUGUGUCAACCCCUAUCACUACGAGAGAGUGGUGUCCCCUGGCAUCGUUGGUCUCAGUAUCCAGAAUACAGGGGUCCCCUCGCCUCCGCUGCCGCUGGCGCACCCAGGACGACAGAUCAAAGAGGAGUACAUCCACGACUGCAUUCAGAUGGACCUCCCGCCAAGGAUGGCGCCCCCGCAGGACCACCACCUCAAACUGCACCCUCCCGAACGCUACAGCCAGCCCCUCCCGCCCCUGCAGCUGCCCCCGGAGCCGCCCCACACCCCCACGCCCGUCACCCUCUACCCCAGCAUGCCCCGCUCGCCGCCUGCCAGCAGCUCCAUGCUGUCCAUGCAGGGGAGACACGGCGAGGGUCUGCUGCAGAUCGCCUCCCCUCACGGCCAGGGCGUGGCCCCCACGCCGCCCCCCUCCGCCCCCGCUCACGGGCCCCCCCAGCACCCCCCUCCCUCCAAAAACAGCUACGGCGGCUCCAAGCACAAGCAAACGCAGGGGACCUUCCACACUACCUGGACAGGCAGCAGCACGGCCUCCUACACCCCAGUGGGACCCCAGCAGAAUGGGAGGAGCCAUCAGCAACCACCCCUUCACCACCCCUCCCACUUCUGGUCUCAGCAUCACAGCUCCUCCCCGUUUCCUCCGCCUGUCUCCGGCCAUCCAGGCCCGGAGUUCUGGUGCUCCAUCUCCUACUUCGAGAUGGACAUGCACGUGGGGGAGAUGUUCAAGGUCCCGGCCAGCUGCCCCGUGGUGACGGUGGACGGGUACGUGGACCCCUCGGGGGGCGACCGCUUCUGCCUGGGUCAGCUCAGCAACGUGCACCGCACCGACGCCAGCGAGAGGGCCAGGCUGCACAUCGGGAGGGGGGUGCAGCUGGAGUGUCGGGGCGAGGGCGACGUGUGGAUGCGUUGCCUGAGCGACCACGCCGUCUUCGUGCAGAGCUACUACCUGGACCGGGAGGCCGGGAGGGCGCCCGGGGACGCCGUGCACAAGAUCUACCCCGGGGCCUACAUCAAGGUGUUCGACCUGCGCCAGUGCCACCGGCAGAUGCAGCAGCAGGCCGCCACGGCGCAGGCGGCAGCGGCAGCGCAGGCGGCCGCCGUGGCGGGGAACAUUCCGGGCCCCGGCAGCGUGGGGGGCAUCGCUCCCGCCGUCAGUCUGUCGGCGGCGGCGGGGAUCGGUGUGGAUGACCUGCGCAGGCUCUGCAUCCUGCGGCUGAGCUUCGUGAAGGGCUGGGGGCCGGACUACCCCCGGCAGAGCAUCAAGCACACCCCCUGCUGGGUGGAGGUGCACCUGCACCGGGCGCUGCAGCUGCUGGACGAGGUGCUGCACACCAUGCCGCUGGCCGACCCCGGCCCCGCUAACUAGACCGCGGGAAGGAGGCGGGGCCCCGUGAUGGAAAGAGCUGGCGCUGGAUUCGCUCAGAAAGGUUCCCACGACUAAACCCUGAUUUAUAUUUAUCACUGCCCACUACCAAGCAGCUGAGCUCAAGACUUCAUUGGGUCAGAACCGGGUUUGGGACCCUGAUCUCUGUCCCGGUUCCCCCGCAGGAGAACCCAAAUUCUGUAUACGCACAGAGAACAAAGCUUCUCCCUUCAACGGAUCUUGAAAAUGAGUUUGGACACCUUUGUAUUCCCUUUCUGGUGUAGAGAGGAACCAGUGAGACUCUGAACCAAGAGGCUGGAAAGAAGCUGGAAGAGGCUGGGACCACAUGGCUAGUUCACAUGGAACCCGCCCUUUGAUGAGAGCCUACUCAAAACUGAAGAACAGAGAUCUGGUUUAUAAAACCAAACCCUGACAGAGAAACAUACUGCUGCUCAGACCGGCAUGAUGUUGCAUUAAAAAAAAAUCCCAAUAGUCAGCUUCCUCUGAAAGCUCUCUUUUCCUGGUGUCUUCAUGUGUUUAAAUAUAGUGUAUUUGAAAAGUUGAAGUUUUCAGGUUGUCCUUCUCCCUCAUGUUAAAUGUUCUGCUCUGAAUGAGUGAAAGUAACCAAAAUAAAAAGCCAGAUAAAUGGCUUUAAGAUAACAGUAUGGAUCUCAAAAGACAGUGAAGCACUGCAUUUGCCAAAAAAAAUAUAACACAAAUGACCAAAGCCAGGGUAUCUGGAGCACACGACUGAUUCCACUACCGAAACCUCUGACCUCCGUGACCUCUGCUUGAACUGUGACAAGUCUGUAGGUUGAACACACCCUGUGGGGAUGGGGCCUUACUGUUGGUCUGGUCCUUGUGGAAAGGUGCCAAUGUAAAUUCCGCUUGGGGAAGAUACACACACUGAAUUGCAGAGUACAGGAGUAAAAUAUGCAUUUUUAGCCAAUGCUAGCCACUAAAUGAAUGGAAAAUGGCACCUUUUAGCUGAUGUAGUGGGGCUAAUGUGAUAGGGUGCUAGAAAUGUCAACAUUGAGCACAAUAUUCUUAAAUGCCAUCAUACCAAAUGAGCCAUAGUCUGGGUUCUCCAACUCGCCAUUUAGCAAACGGCUGGUUUUAAGGGACGCUAAAACAAAUGCAAUUUGUAAAACCAAAUGAACAAUGGGCUUCACCUUCCUCAGAUCCAUGGAUAGACUGGUGGAAGGACAGAUUCUUAUCUGUCUAUUUCAUGCACCCAUGCAUUUUGCUUGUAAUAUUUUACUGUGGCGGAGGUCUUGAUUUACCCUGUUUUAAACCUAAAUUGUAUGUUCUUUGAGCAUUAGAGCAUCUAAGAUUAGGGCUGCUCCUGUAACCAUUCUUGUUCUUGCUAGCAGAACCAUCUGUGGCGCUAGCAUAAAAGUGACCGAGUGGUAAAUGAAGUUAAAUGGCCACCUUUAACCAAAAUAUAGAAGGGCAAUAAAAUUGCAUAUUUUGUAUUUAGUGUAAACAGGAGGGUGCAGUCAGGUUUUUUGACUGCCACAAUUUUGUUCAUUGACUAUUAUUUAUAACAUAAUCAUAUUUGAUAUGUAUAAGCCAUCAGAGUUGUAUGUACUAAGGUAAUUGAAUUGUAGCCUGAGUGGUUAGCUGGGUGAACUGUAGAUGGUCUCAGGUCAGAGAUGACUUUCAGAGAGCUGGAGACUUGUUAGAGGUUCUCUCUGAAACAGAUGAGUGCCUUUUAUUGCUAAGUAGAAACUUUACAUUGUAAAAAUACAGUAAUCCUAUUUGUUUUAAAGCAUUGCACUGAAUGUAUGUCUGUGGUAGCAUGACCUACUACAUGCACUUACUUUCUGUGGAGAAAACAAAGAUGUACACAUGCAUAUCUAUAUCUGAACAUUUUGACCAAUCAGCCCACUCAGGGCUGACACCUAGUGAUCCUGUUUGGUACUACAUGCUGACACCGUUCUGUAUUUUUGUAGAAUCAAUGUUUUAUGUGAGGUAGUUUUUUAUAAAUAUUGUGAUGGUGAUUAGUAGUGGUUCAUUGUGACACAGCAGGCAUUGGUAUUUCAACCUGGACAAAAACCCAUGGGCUUUGUGAUUAGAAAAUGAGGUCAGGUUUAAGUGAUCCUUAUCAUGGUGUUAUUAAUCCAAUUGAUACCUAAGUAUAAUUUCUUAUACUGCAAUACAGGGUGCACACAAUAUGUACCUUUUUAUUCAACAUGAAAUACAACCAUGUUGUAUGAUAGUUAUAAACUAUACAGUUCCCUGGUAUUAUGAACUAUAUUAUUAUAUAUAUAGUUAUAUAUUUAUAAUAAUGAAAUAUGGUAACCAUGUCACAAAUGAUCAGCACUGAUGCUGUUAAUAUUCUUUUGUAACGAUAUACAUUCUAUAGCUCAUGUAAUAUAAACGUAUAGUUUUGUAAUAUUGACUGAGAAGUAUAUUGCAAGAUGUUGAUUAACAGCCUUUAAAUGCUUUAAAGUGAUGCUUCACUUUCUGGGAUUUAAAAAAAUACAAUUUAUAUGUUUAGUUUUACUUGGCCUUGACAGCAAUGGGGGUAAUUUAUGAUGACCUGCCUGUUUUAUCCUACAGUAGUUGGUGUGGGGAAUUUGCAGUUUGUAGUCUAAAGCAAGAAAGCGCAUUUCACGGAACUCCAGAUUAACUACAAAUACAGCAAUGCUAGGCCACUAGUGGUUUUACAUGUGUAUGUUACCUGAUUGUCCUUGCAGUGUUUAAUACUAUUUCCGAUUCUAUCUAUUUCUUAUGCCAUGUGGCUGUACCAACUGGAGUAAAACAUAUUUUUUGGUUUAGACCACAAAUUUUGAAUACUUCCAUAUUUGCCCAUUGUAACCUGACAGGUUGUCAGAAUCUUCUGUAAAUAUCUGAAAUAGCCUUCAUUGCAUAUAAAAACUGUCUGGACUGUCUGUCAAAAACAUACAAUGAAACUGAUGUGUAAAAAAAAACCUAGGAAGUGAGCAGUUGCUUUAAGAUGGAUGCUGUUGAUGGUGCAGGCGACCAUGUGGAAUGUCUCACUUCACUCACUGCACCCAUUUCUAUAUUUCUUUCUAUUUUUACAGAAAUGUAAUCUGUUAUCUAAUGUUAUAUAAUGUGAAUUUGCUCUACAUGGCUAUUUUAAAUUAUUUUUGCUUUUGUUGAUUUGUUGGUAGAAUUAUGUUUGUUAUAAAAUUAGAUGCGUUAACUGUACAACAUGUUGAAUGUACAAAUGCAAAAUAAAAAAGUUUGUUUUCAUAUAA